UCGACUGGAGCUGGGCAGGGAAGUGGAGCCAGGGCCAGUGCCCAGGGAAAGAAGCAAGGGAGUGGCUGGAGAGAGCACCUGGGGCUGUCCAGGUGGGCAGGGUGGGGGCUGGAGUGGGAGUCAGGUGGAGCAGAGCACAGAGAAGGGGCCAGGUAAGGCACAGGACAGGAAAGAGAGAAAGAGCAUGGCAAGGCAAAGUGGGACCUGAGGGGCUAAGCUAGCCAAAGGGUGCAGGAAAAGGCUCAGGUGGAGAAGAGAGCAAAAGAAGCUAGGUUCAGGGGUUUCACUGAAGCCAGGUGCACCAUUGUGAUCUCAGAGAAGGAGUAGCAGGAAUCCCUGAACAGUCCUGCUGUGGCAGAGACACAGAGGAGGUGCUGCACUGAUCUGCCCAGUUUGCACUGAGCCAGGACGUGCCCUGGAGUGGGUGCUGAAGCACAGGUCCCUCUCUAGUGAUGAGGCCAGUGUGGCAGACCCCCAGAGCCCAGAGGCUGCUGCUCCUGCUGACGCUGCUCCUAGUUCCUCAGGUGCAGGGGACCCAUCCAGAAUGCUCCAUCAUUAUGCAUUUCCAAGAGCAAGAGGCUGAGUGCCAGGAAAUAAUCAGAAGUGAAAACCAAAGCACUGAAGCUCCAGGGCCUCCCAGGUGGAAAGGCUGCCUGACAGAAUGGGAUGGUGUGAGCUGCUGGGAGGCAGCAGUGAUUGGCCAGUCCAGAACCAUGCCCUGUCCAGAGAUCCUGCAGAUGUUCAAGAAAUCUAAAGGUCUAAUACAACGGAACUGCACAGAAGCUGGGUGGAGCAGCCCCAGUCCCCCGUACUACAAGGCCUGUGAGCUGGAUGGCACCAAUAAGGACACAGAAACCAAGAAAGGCUACUUUGUCACUGUGAAAGUGCUCUAUACCUGCGGCUACUCUGCUUCCCUGGCUGCCCUGCUCUUGGCCAUUGGCAUCUUCUCCGGCUUCAGGAAGCUGCACUGCACCAGGAAUUCCAUCCACAUCCACUUCUUUACCUCUUUUAUAUUACGAGGAGCUGCUGUGUUCAUCAAAGACUCUGUGCUCUUUGCAGAUGAGUCCAUCGAUCACUGCACAAUGUCAACAGUUAACUGCAAAACAGCUAUCGUCUUCUUCCAGUACUCAGUGUUGGCCAACUUCUACUGGCUCCUGGUGGAAGGAAUGUACCUGCAGACCCUACUGCUGCUCACCUUCACCUCUGACAAGAGGUAUUUCUGGUGGUACAUCCUGAUUGGCUGGGGUGUCCCUCUGCUCACAGUGAGUGUGUGGAUCAUUACCCGGCUGCAAUAUGACAACAAAGGGUGCUGGGAUGAUUACGCCAGUCUGUACUGGUGGGUGAUCAAGGGACCCAUUCUCUUUGCCAUAUUUGUGAACUUCCUCAUAUUCCUGAACGUGAUCAGAAUGCUAGUGCAGAAGAUUCGGUCCCCCGACAUUGGCAAGAACUACAAGCAGCAGUAUAUGCGACUCACAAAAUCCACACUGCUUCUCAUCCCCCUCUUUGGGGUUCACUAUGUGGUGUUUGCCCUGUUCCCUGAACACAUUGGCGUUGAAGCAAGACUCUACUUUGAACUGGUCCUCGGCUCCUAUCAGGGGUUCCUGGUCGCUCUGCUGUACUGCUUUCUGAAUGGAGAGGUCCAGGCUGAGAUCAAGAGGAACUGGGGCAAGUGGCAGUCAUCUAUGGAGAGCAAUGUCUUCAACCUGGUAACCCAGGAUUUUACGGCGUGAGGAGGAAAUGGGCUUAGAUCUAAGGACUACUUAGCUACUCCUCAUCCUGGCACAGCAGCCCCAGUGGAACCAGUGCAGCAUCUUACAUUCCAGUUUGCCACUUGGCUUCACCUUCCUUGGCCAAACGUACAGAGAUGGGCACUGACAGAAAAGAUCUUCUAGAUCCCAGCUAGCCUGUCUCCUGGGACUGGGACCUUACAAUCCAGUUCUCUAGGGCUUUGUCCAGUCUUUGGAUCGUAGGAAAGUAGGGCUGGAAGGGACCUUAUCCAGCUGGAAGGGAGGCCAUCCAACCCAGCUUCCUGCUCAGGUCAGGACUAUCCCUUGCAACUGUCUGAGCAUCUAUAUUAAAGCCCCAGGGAAUAGGUUGUCCUUGGUUCCCCUUGAGGGGAAUUAUUUCAAAACUGGAGAUUUUGCUAUUGGGAAAAGUCUUUAGGUACUCCUUCUACAUUAUCAAUGUUAUUGCAUUCUUCCUAGUCCUCCUGCUGUGAACCUGCUUAAAAGACUUCCUCUGCCUCUGCCAUGGACCCCUGUCCUCUGUCUGUAGGCUCUCAAAGCUCUCAGGCAAUAUGUAGCUACUCCUUACAUAUCCAAGCCUCCUGUCUCCUUAGCAGUCUGGUUGCCCUUGUAAAUACAUGCCAUUUUUCUCCAUCUUUUUAAUCCUGCAUAGGACUGGCUGGUAAGUGUGAAUUCCAUGUCAUGAAAAAUGCUGAGGUUUCAACACUUGGUUGAAUGAAAACUGGACCUUGCAACACAUUUUUAAUAAAAGAGAGACAAUCCCAUCCCAAAAGAGAUGAUAGCUGGGUGGUUUCCUGGAAGGAGAUCCAGUCAGUAUUCGGGUAGUUAUCUCCUGUGCCUGUGCUCUAACCCCCAGCUAUUUCUGGGCAGCUAUGACCAGAAGAAAUUUCUUCCCAGACCUGAGAAACCUUCCUGAAGAAAACUGUGUCAACAAAUCAGCAUUUCCCCAUAGAAAAAGAUGUAUCAUUGAAAAAUUUCCAAUUAGCUCUAGGCCUUGAGCUACAGCAUGGCUGUGUCCUGAUCGGAGCUGAAUGCUGUAUUGCCAACAUGGUCUGCCCUUAGCAGGAAGUGGUAUCAAUGGUGUGGGCUGCCCUGGGCCAAACUAUUUUAAUGUACUUACUUGUACCACCAUUGUGCCUAGGAACCCUAGUCACAGGGCAGGAUUCCCCUUGUGCAAAUGCAGCAUUGCUGGCAGGGCCUGCCUGAAGCUGAACAGACUGCUGACACAGCCUGUCUGGAGUCAGAGGGGGAGAGAAGACUACAUUCAUGUUCCACAGUGUGCUACUUGCCUGGACUGUCCAUGUUUUGCUGCCAUUGUGAGUUUGUUUUUUGCAGUCCUAUUUCAGCCCUAUCACCUGCUAGAUUUUUUCUUCCCCUUUAGAUUCUUGUUCCUUGGUGGGGUUGGCCCAUUCCCAUACAACAUCCCUUUUGUUUCUUUCUGGGUUUCCUGUUCCUCUUGUUCACCUCACUGACGAUCACUGCUGCUGAUCAGGAAGUGUCUGCCCUCCACCCAGACCCUGAAGAAGUGGCUGAACACAAAACAUUUCCCUGCCUUGAUAUUUGGUUGUUUUUCUCAUGCUUGAUGCUUUUUUUUGUUUGGAGUCCUUUAAGCCAUGUCCUGGUUUCUGAGCUAGAAUUCAUACACACACCAAUUUGAAUUUUGAACCUUGCAUUCAUUUUGGGUAGCACUUGCUGUUGUGCUAGAUCCAGUACAGGGCUGAGGCUGUCAUUGUGGAAGUACCACUUUCCAGUAUCUGAAAUGGUGCCUUCUCCGCAGGUCCCAGGCUCUUGGUGUAGGGUAGAUUUCACGUGUUAUAGCAGUGAAGCUCUGACUGAGGCUCAAGAGUCACAUAAAUGCUCCUCAGUAUAUUGCUUGUGGCCCUUUGCAGAAAAUGUCAUCAGAGCUAAUUGUUUUCUUUACUGUGUGGACUGCAUUGUAUAAAGAACAUCCAUAGACCAUCUACCAGUGACACAAUGAUGGAAAUUUGCCAAACAUCUGCCCAUGGUGUCCUGCAUUAUUUCUUUUCCAUUGGACUCAUGUGUUUGCUACAGUUCAUUAGGGAUGCAGAUGCAGUGAUGAAUCUUUAGUGAGUGUUGACUGCUUAUAUGGUGCCUGAGCCAGUCAAGAUUGGAUGCUGUGGCUGUGGAGUGUAAGAUUUUGUGAGACACAGGGACGGCUUCUCAGAGAAAUAUAGCAGAGCCCAGGGACUGGGCUCUUCUGAAAAUCUAGUCUUAUGACAGGUGUGUACUGAAAUUCAUAGUCUGUCUCCUACCAAUGCUACCUACACUUAAAAAGCCCCAAUGGACUCUGCCCAAGAAAACUUCUUUGUAAAACCAUGCUAUGGAUUGCUCCUGGGUCCUUAAGCCCUUACAAUUGCUCAUCUCUGUUUUGUGGAAUUUUUCUCUAUUGCUUAUUUAGUAAAUUGUUUAAUAACUUGGGCCACAUGGACAGUUGGCCACCGCAGGACCUAAGCUGCUAGUCUAAAAGGUUCCACUUUCAUAAUCUGUAAAAGCAGCAACAAACCCCAACUUUUGGUGGACACAUUUUUGAAGUGGCUACUAUUUUGACUUGCUCCAUUUUGUGGAUGCCAAGUUUGAGGUAACAGCCAUUCUGCAUCCCAGUGGUCCCUGACUUCCUGGUUAUGAAGUCCUUUUCCCCCAGUGUUUUGCUGUCUCCCACCCACAAUGCUAAGCUAAACAUCAUUAUACAAUGCUGAUGGCUGCACUGAGCUUCAGUCCUACCAAGGACUAUUGUCUGCCAUGCUGUCUUACCUCCUCAGAAGGUGAAUGAAUAAAGACUAAACCUUCUACUGAGCCCUGCAGCCUGAGUGUGACUCUUCAAAGUGCAGGGCAAAGUGGUCCCUGCCAGCUGAUGUGUCUAUAAUUCACUCUAUAACAUAUGGAAGCCUCUGCAGCUGGCAGCAUUCAUGCCACAAUCUCAGUGGCAGCUCUCCCUUUCCAUUUCAUUGCAGCCUUGUUUGUCUGAUUUCUCUUGUUUUUCCUCAUCAGACCCAGUAACAUGGGCAUGCAGAGGUUUCUGAAUGCUGGGGAUUUCAUUGAGUUUACCGGUCACUCAUUCAUCUGAGAUUAGAGGCAUUUGCCAGUAAGAUCUUGCACUGAAAUGAAGUGUACCCUCUCUGGGGUUGAUUUACUGUACAAGCUCCCAUGCAAUGAGUAUGUGUAGUAGGCUAUGUGCAUGCAGUAAAGUAGAAGCCAGCUCAAAGCCCAUCCAGGCAUCUGAAGUACCUACAGUGUCUGGAUCUUAGGGCAAAUCCAGCCUUCUGUUUGUUCAUCCAGGGUGGCUCAAUGGAUGGGACAGCACCCUAGGGUCAGGAGAGUUAAGUUCAAGUCCCUGUAGUGCUACGGACUUCCUCUUUGCCUCAGUUUCCCUGUAUGGAAGGCAGAGAUGAUAGCUCCCCCCUGCCUUCCUAGGCCUGAGUGAGGAUAAUCAUGAAACACCAGUUUUCAGAGUCUGUGGUAACAGAAGCCUUGUAAAUACUUAAUAUAACCCUGUCUUAAGAUCUCUAUGCUGGUUAGUGGUGAGAAAAAAAAUCACUGCCCCCAACCACCACAGCUACACCAGUGCACUGCCACCUGUAAGAUGCAUCUUACCAGAAAACAGGCCCUUUUGUUAGCAUAGAUGUUCAGGGAGGUGGUUUAACUACAUGAAGGAAUUCCUCUUGCUGCUGUGGCCAGGGUCUCCACCUGCAGGAUGGACUGGGCUAGCUGACUAUGCUGGAAAGUCUUUGUAGUGUAGGCAAGCUGACCCAAUGGUAGUGCCAGAUCUGGAAGCCCCUGGCUGUUGAAGGUCUGCAUUAUGUAAUGGAAAUACAGCUGUGCAUUUACACAGAGGAGGGCAUGUCCGGUAUGAUCUCUGCCUUAUGAAUUUCUGUUUCUGUUCACUUUGAGGGUUUUUCUAUACCUUUCACUUGAGGUGAAUCCUACUGCUGUGGCUGUGGAGGCUCCCUUUGGAGAGGUGCAGUGAAUUAAGGGUGGAGCCCAGGAUAAUGGGGUGUGCAACCCAAAGGGGAGGGAAGGGGUCCUUGUGCAGCAUCAAACAGGGGCUGGGUUGGCAAAAAAUGGCCUGUGGGCCAGAUCCAUCCUGCCAAGGAUUUUUGUUCGGCCCGUGGUGGGUCCCUCGGAUGCAGGCUGCCCACUGUGGGUUUGAGGCUUCCCAGCCUGCUGUCUUCCCCCCAGGAGCCCUGCAGCUGCCCCUGCCCACCUAGCAGCAGCAGCAUGGGGCACAACUCCAUGUCGCCUCCCUCACUGCUGCUGGGCAGGCAGGGGAAACCUCACCAUGACAGCGCAGCCAGCGCAGGGCUCCUGGGGAGGAGGGCAGCAAGGUGGGGAGCCCCGAGCAUGCAGCAGGCAGCCCACAUCUACCCCCACCCCAUACACAAAUCUGAGGGGGUCAUGUGUUCCCCCAUGCUCUCCUGGGAGUGCACACAGUGGCAGGGAACCACAACCCCCCCACCACCUGGACAAGCCUCCCAUGGCUCUGUCCCACUCCCGUCCCCAGCGCCCAUGCACUGCCCUAGCUGGGAAACUCCAUCAGGCCCUGCCCCACUCCCUCCCUCACCAUGGAGGCCUCAAUCUGCCUCCCUCCCCUCCUCCCUGCAACCUCUCUAUUAUAGACUUAUCUGCAGGGAGCUGCUCUCCACGCUGCCUGGCUGUAUUCCCCAUCAUGUGCAUGUGUGCAGGCACGCACAUGCACAUGGCAUCCUCUGCGUCUCGCUCCCAGCAGCCCCAAGCAGCCUGCAAGGGGAAAUCCAUAGUUCCCAAACCUGGAUUCCUGUACAACACUGCAAAUCUGGGGCAAAUGCUGUCCCAGAGUCAUGCAGCCCAGGACCGGGACUUGAUGUUCCCAUUUCAGGACUGUCCCACCCAAUUAGGAUGGGUGGUCACCCUACAGGGCAGUGAUAGCAUGGGGCUGAGUGCCUGCAAGACCCCACAACAGGUACCAGUUCCAUGUGCACAGACAGAUUGUGGCUCUGCCCUGGGCCCCAGCCCUGCACUGCCACUGACACCCCCAAAAUCUUGCCCACCCGUCCUGCUUCAAGAUGUAGCUCCCUGCCCACCCACAGCCCCAUCCUAUCCACUUGGCCACACGCCCUGCGUGCUUGGGUCCCAGACAGUCUCCAUGAAGACCCUGGGGUCAGGGCCCAGGACAGAGCCAUGAUCCACUCUCUGCAUGUCCCUGUCCACAGCCUCAUCCUAACCACUCAUCUGAGCACAGCCACUUAGGGAGUUUUGGUGAGCUGUUGUGGGGCAGGCGCAUGGCCCUUGACCGCUCACCAAAACUCUCUUAAGUGGCCCUCCCGCCCGCCCAACUGGCUCUCUGGUUCCCAUAGACUCCACGUGUCCUGGAAAGGCAUUACUCCACAAAUCCUCCCAGGUAGAUACCACACAGGGAACACAGGAGCCUGCUUCAGCCACAGAAUUGAAGUGGCAUCUGCAGAUGGACAGCCCAGGCUCUUUCCAAGCCACAGAGAAAAUGAUCUUUUCUAUUGGCACUCAAAGCUCCUGACCACUUGCCACCAUUAAAGACCCCUAUGAAGUGAGGAUAUAAUGUCCAUGUCCUGUGCACCAGCUCCAAUGGUUCUCUUCCAAUCCACCUAACCUGUCAGGUGCAGUGGCGUUAAUAUCUCCUGCCCUGAUCAGGUGUUAGGAUGAGGUGAGUUGGACUGCUGCAUGUAGCAGGGGAGUCUAAAAAUGCUUUGGAAUUCUUCAGGAUAAAAGACCUGAAAUAUAGGCAGGCCUGGCUCUUCACUUUCCCCAGGUCCCUCUGAGGGGAAAGUAUCAGACCUUAGGAAGUCACUCACACCCCCACCUGUCUGUCUGUACCUGGCAAAAAGCAUCAACUUCUUGCCUUUUAUCUUAGACUUUACCAGUGAUACUGGGCUGCCGCUCCUGAGCCUCAGAUGGCUCAUCCACUUACCACCAGCAUCCCUCUGUCUGUCUCUCUUCUAUUGCAUGUACUUCAUAUAUCUCUCCUGCAAUCCUGAGUAAUUUAAUACAUUGUAACAAUGCCCCUACCCCAUUACUGAGAAGGGGGAAGCAAACCCCAAGAUCUGCCAGCCAGACAAGCCCACGUGCAAACUAAGAGAUAAGAAGGCUUGAGCAAAUCAUCCUGGAGCCAGGAGUUUACACAGACAGCCCUGCCUGACCAGCAGCAAAAGGUUACCCCAAGGCUGCCUGUAAUAAGCCAAAUCAGGUAUCACCUGCAGCUGCUUUGGGAAACAGGCGAUCACCAGGGCAUGAGGCCGGGGGAAUCAUAUAAACCCAGGUCCUGUAAAUUACUGGGGAGGGGAGCUUUUGAUCAGGAAGCAGCUAAGGAGGGUCUGUUAGGUUGUGCUGCCUGGGUGUGAUUGGUCAAGUUGUGUGAGCCUAUGGGGAGACAGCCCAGAGCAGGGGCUAUGUUAGUGCCCAGGGAGGGCUGCUCUGGGUGCUUGCUUAUCCGUCCUGAUGGGGUGGAAGGUUUCCCUAUGUUUUAAGUGGUAAUGUAUUGUCAUUCCAUUUGUUACUGUUUGAUUGCCCAGGAGGGAGAGUUAGUGUUAUUGCCUGGGGGCUUCUCUUUUGGUUGCAGUUCAAAUUAGACUGCAAGAUGAGGUAUUUGGAGGUUCCAUCACUGCUUUAGGGGCAAUGCUUGCCUAGAGUCCUGCUGGGGGUAGGCUCAAGGCAUUCUGAGGAAGUAGUAAGCCCAGAACAGGGCAGAUGUUGGGAGCUAGGGAUCCCAGAGUAUGGCAGACAAGGCCAAUGGAGGGCCAGGACAAAGCUGGGACCCAGAAGCCAGUGCAAGGGGCCUAGGCUACAAAAGCUGGCCGUGAGAAUGGCCCUUCCAGCCUCGAGGCCUAGCUCGAUGAGCAUAUAUGCCCCCCCCCCCCCCCCAGGCAUCAAGUUUAGCCAGGGGCUGAGGUCCAGCUUGGGAAGUCCUGGGGCAGCCUCCCUCUGCUAUAAAAACAUAAUAUCAAGUGGUGGGUGAGAGGGGAGAGUCCCCCAGAAAGAUGGUUCAAAUGGGACCUGAGCAGCCCCCUGAAGGUGCUGCAGCUGUCCCCUAGGACAAUACAAUGUGCAUUUCAGAAACAACUGUGUUUAUGAAACUAGGCUACUUAGUCAUUUGAAGCAAGUCUAUUGCAGAGAAGCAGGGCUGGAAGGGACCUCCAGUAGCUAUCUAGUCCAACCCCUGCCUGAGGCAGGAUUGUCCCUAUCCAAACCCUUUUAUACAAUCUAUAAUCUAAACUCUACAUAACACUACCCUCAACCCUGACACAACAGAUUUAACACCCUAAUCUAGCACAAAUGAAGCAGGGGAACCAUGGCAGCCAAUGUCCUGCUUUUAUGAAAUAUUAUUGAUAAAUGCUCAAGAUUUUGGGUAGAGGGCUAUGCCCCCUGCUAUAGAGGAAUGUGGAAAAACCCUACAGUCCCUACCAGUCUGACCAUGGGGUAAAAUUCCUUCUCACCUCCACCUAUGGUGAUGGGUCUGAAC
Molecule: messenger RNA, 9231 nt
Organism: Alligator mississippiensis (American alligator)
Lineage: Eukaryota; Metazoa; Chordata; Crocodylia; Alligatoridae
Product: vasoactive intestinal polypeptide receptor 1
Exons: 13
Coding region: 453-1730 (425 amino acids)
Biological process (GO): adenylate cyclase-modulating G protein-coupled receptor signaling pathway; cell surface receptor signaling pathway
Cellular component (GO): plasma membrane
Molecular function (GO): G protein-coupled peptide receptor activity; vasoactive intestinal polypeptide receptor activity; peptide hormone binding
Source: RefSeq, a predicted model, not a curated record